GGGAGGAGCCAUCGUGUCGGCCUCCCUGGACAAGACCCUCCGUGUGUGGCACCUCGGGCGCUGUGUGGCCACCCUGACCGGCCACGAGGGCCCCGUCCUCUCCCUGCUCGUCCUCCCCGCCACGGGGGAGAUCCUCAGCGGCAGCGGAGACACCACCGUGCGCCUCUGGGCGCCCCAGCAACCGCAACCCCCCCAAUCCGCCUCCGAAACCCCCGCCUCGCCCUUCUCCUCCUGGCGCUGCGUUCGCACCCUGAAGGCGCAUGCCGACACGGUUCGUGGCAUGUGUUUGGUUCCGGGGCUGGGUUUCGCCACGGCGUCGCACGACAUGGGCGUCAAGGUGUGGGAUGCCAGCGGGGGGCUGCUGGCGGAGCUGGUGGGACACACCGCGAUUGUGUAUUGCGUGGCGGCGGUGGAGGCGCCGGCGGGCGCGGGCGGGGGGCUGCUGCUGGCGUCGGGCAGCGAGGAUAACAGCGUGCGGGUUUGGAGGCCGAGUGGGGAGUGUCUGCAGGUCAUUGAGCACCCGGGUAAUAUCUGGGCGGUCGACUUCACCCCCGACGGGGACCUCCUCACCGGCAGCUCCGACGCCGUCGCUCGGCUGUGGUCCCGCCGACCCGACCGUACGGCACCCGCUGACGUGGCUGCAGCGCUGACGUCAGCAGUGGAGCAGCGCAAAGCGGCUGCUGCUGCUGGCGGCGGCGGCGGCGAGGGUGGCGGCGGCGGCAACGGCGGCGGCGGCGCGGCGUUGCCUCCUGGGUUGAAGGUGGAGGAGGCGUUUGUGCUGUCGCAGCCGGGCGCGAAGAACGGGGAGAAUAAGUUCGUGCGGGAUGCGGCGACGGGGGACGUGGUGGCUUACUCCUGGGAUGGCAGCGCGUUUCAGUGGGAGAAGCUGGGAGUGGUGGUGGCGGGGCCGCAGCAGGGCGGUGGCGGUGGCGGCGGGCCUGUGAAGAAGUUCCACGCCGGCCGCGAGUGGGACUACGUGUUCGAUGUGGAUGUGGGCGAGGGGCAGCCGCCACGCAAGCUGGCCCUCAACGCGGCCGACAACCCCUACCUGGUGGCUCAGGGGUUCAUACAGGAACACGACCUGCCGCCGUACUUCCAGGAACAGAUCGUCCAGUUCAUCCUCACCAACACCGGAGGAGGCAAGGCGGCUGCCGGGGGGCCUGAGCCCAUGGACAUCACGGGCGGCUUCUGCGACCCCUUCACGGGCGGCGGGGGCAGCUCCCGACCGCCCGCUGCCCCCCGGCUCCCCGCAGGUACCUUGCCCGCCUCCAUAACGGGAGGGGGAGUGGACCCCUUCACGGGGGGCGGCGGCAGCAGCAGCAGCCGGAGUGCAGGUGGUCUGCCGGCGUUUAUCCCCACGCAUGUGCCCUGUCACACCCUCCUGACCUUCGACAACGUGCCAAACCUGGAGGCCCUGGGCCGCAAGAUCCGCGAGUUCAACUCCUCCGAAUCCGUACCCGCCCCCCUCCGGCUCAGCGAACAAGACCUGGCAACGGGAGGUCCGCUGGACACCCUGCUUCAAAAGCUACCCAAGAUAGCCGCAGCAGCGGCAGCCACCGCCGCCGCCGCCGCAGCAGCUGCCCCUGCCUCUGCCCCGCUCACCACCCCCGCCGACAUCUCCCUGCUCCGCCGACUGCUGUCCUGGCCUGCCGCCUGCCUGUUCCCUGCCCUCGAUGUGGCUCGACUGGUAGCGCUCGAGGGCGGUGCAGUGGGGGCAGCGGGGGCAGCAGCAGGGGGAGGUGCUGCUUUGCUGGCAGCUCCCGAGGUGGCGGGCGACCUGACGGCUGCGGAGCCGCAAGCAGGCACCCUCGCCGGCGCUCUGGCCGCCGCCGCCGCAUCUCCCCUACCCGCCAACCACCAACUCGCCCUCCGUCUCGCCGCCAACGCCGCCGCCUCUCCCCCCGCCGCCGCCGUCGGCCCCCUCCGCUCCUGGACCCUCGCCGCCGCCUCGCCGCUGCUCGACCGCCUCGCGCCGCUGGCGACGGCGCCGACGGCGAACAAGGCCGUACGAAUGAGCGCCGCCGUGUUGUACGGCAACCUAGCGGCGGCGGCGGCGCUACGGCAGCUGCCGUCGGCGGCGGCGGCGGAGGAGGUGCCGCUGCAGCUGCUGUCGGCGGCACUUGAGUUGCUGAGUCAGCUGGCGGCGGCGACGCUGGCGGAGGCGGAUGCGGUGUAUCGGUGCCUGGUGGCGGUUGGGACGUUGCUGUCGGCGGGGGGGAAGGAGCUGUGCUUGAUCGCUCGGGACCUGGACAUCAACGAGCGCAUCCACAGCGUCAUGCAGGCAGCUCGCGGGGGGGGCGCCACAGAGCACAAGCUGCUGCAGGCGGGCAUCGAGGUGACGGCGGUCAUCGCUCGCAGCACGGGGGUCAAGGUGGCCGAGGCGUGACGAGGCUACGAGGGCAGUGGACGAGAGGCCUUGCUGUGGCUGCUGCUGUGGCUGCUGCUGUGGCUGCUGCUGUGGCUGCUGCUGCUGCGGCUGUUUGAGGAGAGCUGGAGGCAGGGAUGUAGGCGGUAGGCGGGUAUGGAGCUGAGCUGGGGGCUGCGGGCAACCCCGGCCUGAGGCAUGUGGGGCUUGGCAUGUGGGGCGGCAGAGAAGGGCGCAUCAAGCCAGUGACCCUCACCCCGCCGCCGCUGCUGCUGCCUCCGGAUGGUUGCGGUUCUAGCGGAAGUUGAAGCGCCGGGGUGAUGUGUUUAAUUGGGUAUGGGGUUGUGCACGCAACGGGCUGGAUUGGUACCUGUGGGGAAGUACAGGAGGGUGUAGCCGGGGGUGCGGUGAUGGGGACGACUGCAGCUCCUUGCUCGCUUGCCUACUGCCUACAGCCCGCUGACGGGUGUAGGCUAGAGACGCAGUCACAAGGAGAAGUAGUGAUUGCUGACCAGGUUCGCGUCAGACAGCCUCCAACAUGCUUCCCGGUGUUUUCCUAAGCCUUCCCAUGUCGUGAAGUGGUCUACGGAGGCCUGAGCAUGGGCCCACUAGGCUGAGCUUGCUUUGCCGUACAACACAUGCUCAGGGUUGCCUUGGGCUGUCCAGGCCGCAGGUUAGCGUCAGACGACCUCCAACUGAUUUCCCUGUGCUUCCCUAAGCCUUCCUAUGUCGUGAAACGGUCUGCUGCGGCCUGAGCACGGGCCAACGGAGCUGAGCAUGCUUUGUCGUAGGGCUGCUGGGAUGACGGGUGUGGCGCCGGCCGCUGCGGCAGGGGCUGCAAGGGCGUGAAACAAUGCCAACGCACUCGUGCUCCUGGGAUUCUGAACCAGCAAACUGCUCGCAGCUGUGCCGCCCCCUGUGGCUGCUGGGAUAACGGACGGGCGUGGCGCGGUCCGCAAUGCCGCGACCAUUGCGCGCUAUCUGCCCAUUCCAACUCGGCAACCGUUUCUUACAUCUCCCACUGUCCCGGUAUUCGCCACAAGUAAGGGACGCGACACACUACGCCCG
Messenger RNA from Astrephomene gubernaculifera, 3433 nucleotides. The record is from the annotation of a GenBank genome assembly. Lineage: Eukaryota; Viridiplantae; Chlorophyta; Chlorophyceae; Chlamydomonadales; Astrephomenaceae.